AAAGCGUUUAAAUGACAUAGAACCUUCGUCUGUCCAUGGACGAUCGGUGUUGACAUUGUAAAAAUGUUAAAAUAAUAUUGUUGCUAACUCACACAUCAUUUUUUAUAAAAGGAACGUAACAGUGUGUAUUUGUAAUAAACAUGUACACAAAUGUUGCCGUCCAUAGAUCGAAAAGUAUGUGCGAACUGCUAAACUCUGAAGAUGAACCAAAACUUGUGUAAGGAAAUGAAGACAUCAGCAAGGAAAAGAAAGACUGGAGAUUACAAGUGCUGAUAAAGAUAUUGAAGUGCAGACUGUGAGUUGACACAGCACAAUGGAAGACAUUGUCGCAAAUGAUGAUGAUCAGGGAGGAAGUUCAAAUCUAAACAGUUCUAUGGACUCACUAUGGUGUGAUCCUGUACAGAUUGAGGGUGUCAGAGAAAGUGUGGACGGAGACCGACGGAAAGACCGGCACAGUACAAGUUCGGACGUGACCCUGGAGGGAGUUAGUAACAGUGAAAGUGUCAGCACAUUGGAGCUAUGUGAUAGUGGGGAGCCUGAUAAACAGUCUCCCAGUUCAGAGUCUAACAUUUCCAGACCUGAUAGCCUUUGUCUACCAAGGCCACUGCAGCAGUAUGAGCGAAAAAGAAGUAAAAGUGACGGACAGAAUCAACUGGCGUCCUACAUCAAUAACAGUACCAAUGUUAUAACUGAAUGGAGGAGUUGUAGGUCAGCCAGUACCACCGAAGAAAUUCUGGGGAAAAAAGAUCCAGAGUUUGAAAAUAUUGAAGAGACAAUGCUUUCAAAGAGUAUGCCACAUGGAACCAUAGUAAGGAAAGGAGAAAUGAUAGAGUUUAUUGCUGAGGAUUUACAAGAGAAAAUUAGGAGGAGUAGCCCUUUAACAAAGACAGAUUCCAGUGGUUUGAGCAGCAGAACCUCAAGCCUUAGAAGCAUAUCAAGUGUCAACAGCAUGUCCAGUUCCUCGUCUGCCAUGGCAACCAGCAGUCUCAUGCAGCAAAGUCCUGAUGACAUUCCUCCAAUCGACGCCAGUGCCAUACUGGAGCUUGAGGCGCAUGCCAGACGAGUGGCCGAUAGUGUGGACCUCAUGAUGGGCAAUCUGAGGUCUAACUUACAUAAGAUGUCCGCCAUAACAGUAGGAUGUCUGGAUGCCUAUAAAACUUCUGUCGAUGUUACCUGUGAUUCUGUGGACAGCAGUAUAAAGGCGAUGUAUGCCUUAAUGGCCAAGUGUGAAGAGCUGAAUAACAACAUGGGACCAGUAUACCGACUAGGGGACCAGAUUAAGGAAAUCAAGAGACUGCUGGACAGGUUUGAGUCCCAGCUAACUGACAACACAUCCUGACCAAGCUACCCACCCAAGGAACCAACUGGGGCACAACUCAUGUGUCAAACUGCACAGGACUCUAGUCCGUUUGCUGAAGUGUCCUGUGGUGGAUUCAGACAGUAAACAGCCCACCUGAUAUGUGCAAUAUAUUUACAUUUAUUCCAUAAUGACAACAUCAUCAUUUUUCAUUUUUCAAUUGUCUUAUUUCUAACU
Molecule: messenger RNA, 1534 nt
Organism: Mizuhopecten yessoensis (Yesso scallop)
Lineage: Eukaryota; Metazoa; Mollusca; Bivalvia; Pectinida; Pectinidae
Exons: 6
Coding region: 314-1339 (341 amino acids)
Biological process (GO): lysosome localization
Cellular component (GO): BORC complex
Source: RefSeq, a predicted model, not a curated record